Mytilus trossulus (common blue mussel) is the source of this 867-nucleotide messenger RNA. RefSeq lists its product as uncharacterized. The transcript is spliced from 5 exons. Gene Ontology annotation, cellular component: membrane. The record is from RefSeq and is a predicted model, not a curated record. Bases 115 to 672 code for a protein of 185 amino acids. Lineage: Eukaryota; Metazoa; Mollusca; Bivalvia; Mytilida; Mytilidae.
UGAAAAGAAACAUUGUCAUAUGAAAUUAUGUAAAUUUAUGUUUUACCGCCAGAAAGGAUGUAUCUGCCAACUGCUUCUGCUUUUUGUCUGGCUUGACGUACACAUGUUGAUAUAAUGGCUCAGUCUUCAAACUACAGUCAAAUUCCACUGACUGAGCAUGUUGUAACAGAUAUUUCGCCAACAUACAAUAGUGGUGCAGUGAAUACAUAUCAACCAACAUCAUCAACUUCUGAGCAUGUCGAUUUAUUUGUAUCUGAGAAUCAAAUUGUGAAUAUUUCUUCUCGAAAGAGACACAGUUCAAAACAAAAUCCACCAGAUUAUGUUGGUUGUGCAAUUUAUGCAUGUCUUUUCUGCUGCUUGCCAUUCGGUUUAGUAGCCAUAGUGGCUGCAAACAAAAAAGAAAGUUCAGAAAGAUUUCCAGCAGGUGAUUUAGGAAUCAUCUUUUAUGCAUGUCUUGGCUGUUGCUUGCCAUUUGGUUUAGUAGCCAUGUUGGCUGCCACAAAAGGAUUGAAGGCAACAGCACGCGGUGUUAAUCGUACAGCAAGGAGAUAUAAUUGUACGGCCUGUACUUUGACAACUUUAUCGGUUCUUUGUGUAAUUUCUAUUUUCAUCCUAUAUCUUUGUUCAGAAGAAGUCAAAUACUCAACUCCCAGCAAAAUGCAUAUUGAUUGAUGGUACUUUUUGCAGGGAUUGAAGGCGACAGCACGCGGUGUUAAUCAUACAGCAAGAAGAUAUAAUUGUACGGCCUGCACUUUGACAUUUUCAUCGGUUCUUUGUGUAAUUUCUAUUUUCAUCCUAUAUUUUUAUUCAGAAGAAGUCAAAUACUCAUAUUAAAAUUAUAUUUAGCUCUCUGCUUUCUUAUCCAGA